GUUGAAAUUGCAUAAAAAUGUCGGAUAAACGAAAACAAGCAAGUAAAUCGAAUAAAAUAUAUAAAAUUAUUGAUCAUACAAGAAGAUAUAGAAAAAGUAUUACAGCUUCUUCUCUUGGAGAAUUAAUAAAAAUUGCUCGAAUGCUAUAUAAUAUUCCAACAAAAACCAAUAUAACUAUUGUUUUGGAACAAGAUGGAACAGAAAUUGAUGAUGAAGAAUAUUUUGCUACUUUCAAAACAAAUACGAAUCUUAUGAUUCUUUAUGGAAAUCAGAAGUGGAUUGUAACAGAAACAAAAACAUCAAAAUGUGACUUUUUUACUGUUGAUGAUACUGAUAGCAAAAAAAGUCUUAAUGAUGCACAAUAUCAAUAUCUUAAAAUCAAAUCAUUAAUAUGUUCUCUAAAAGCUGAGCCAUCUCGUAUAUCUUUAUUGACUGGAGCUGAUGUUGAAAAACUUAGUGAUAUAAAUUUAGAUAAUUUUGUGGAUGUUAUUUCAAAUGGGAUAUUUUUUGAACAACUUAAAGAAAGUUUAAGUAAAUUUCUUGCGGAAAAACGGCAGGUACAUGAAUCUAUAGAUCUUCUUCAAGUGCUGACAAGUAAUACAAAUGUUCAAUUAAUGUAAAUGAAAUUAAAUUCUAAAAGUGUUAAUAAAAAUUUA
Messenger RNA from Ceratosolen solmsi marchali, 656 nucleotides. Its product is annotated as DNA fragmentation factor subunit alpha. The record is from RefSeq and is a predicted model, not a curated record. The transcript has 3 exons. Lineage: Eukaryota; Metazoa; Arthropoda; Insecta; Hymenoptera; Agaonidae. The coding region runs from base 18 to 620 and encodes 200 amino acids. Gene Ontology annotation, biological process: apoptotic process; regulation of apoptotic process.